This is a messenger RNA of Saprolegnia parasitica CBS 223.65, 483 nucleotides long. RefSeq lists its product as hypothetical. The transcript has a single exon. The record is from RefSeq and is a predicted model, not a curated record. Lineage: Eukaryota; Oomycota; Saprolegniomycetes; Saprolegniales; Saprolegniaceae. Bases 22 to 333 code for a protein of 103 amino acids.
AUUUCGAGCGGCGCCUGGCAGAUGCUGCUGUACGACGUCCCGCGGAGCCUCCUCGUGCUCAUGGCCUGCGUCGGCUUCCUCGUCAUCGCGACGACCACGUCCAAGUCGUCGCUAGACACAUGCCCGCGCCUCGCGCUCAUGGACGCAGCGCUGCCGAUCGACAUCGUGUGCCAGCAGUCGCGCGUCGAGCUCAACCUCUCGCUGGCACCGUCACCCGCCGCACCACCGCUCAAGAAGAAGAAGAAGAAGACCAAGGCGGUGCCAGACAAAGACCUCGCGUUCAAGCUCUUGCUCCUUGGCCUCUUUCUCAUGGUCGUGACCACGCUCUUUUAGCGCUUGCUGCAACGAGCAUAGAGGUAGGUAGUGCUGCAUGCUUCAUCCGAGCUGGAUCCUUAUUUAACGGCGACUCCCGUGAACGUUUGUCGGUGCGUUGCAUCCGAGUGGUGCUGUAUGGCUGGCGGCGAAGGCCCGUGAAGCCGCCUC